AUGGAAAGAUUCAACUUAGACGGUGAAAAAAUCAAACCCUUAACAAUCUGCUUGAUUGGUGGCGGUGGCUUUAUCGGCUCACACCUUUGCGAGAAGCUCCUCUACAAAACUCAACACACUGCCAUAAUCAUUGAUGUCUCCUCCACCAAGAUAAAACAUCUCUUGCGUCCUUAUUCUUGCUGGUUUGGUCGAGUUCAGUUUCAUGAAAUUAAUGUCAAGCGUGACACGCUACACCAGCACCUUGAACCCCUCAUUGCAGCCUCUGAUCUUGUUAUUAAUCUUGCAGCCAUUCGCACUCCUGCUAAUUAUAAUACUAGGCCUUUGGAUACGAUUAAAAGUAACUCUGUUGAUGCGAUUCCAGUGGUUGAGUUCUGUAUCAAGUACAAAAAGCGAUUGAUCCAUUUCUCUUCUUGUGAAGUCUAUGGAAAGACUAUUGGAAGCUUUUUACCAAAGGAUCAUGCUCUUCAAAAUGUAUCCGAACUCUACCUCCUUAAAGAAUAUGAUUCCCCAUGUAUUUUUGGCUCAAUUGAUAAACAGAGAUGGACCUAUGCCUGUGCAAAGCAGAUGAUUGAAAGGCUAAUAUAUGCUCAAUCUGCAUUGCAUUCCCUCGAGUUUACCAUUGUAAGACCUUUCAAUUGGAUUGGUCCAAGAAUGGACUUUAUUCGAGGCAUUGAUGGUCCAAGAGAAGCAGUUCCAAGAGUUUUAGCUUGCUUCACCGGUAAUCUCCUGCGUGGAAAACCACUUAAGCUUGUUGAUGGUGGGCAGUCCCAGAGAAGCUUCUGUUAUAUCAAGGAAGCCAUUGAAGGUGUUCUUUUAAUUAUUGAAAACCCAGCACGAGCGAAUGGCAAGAUUUUUAAUGUGGGUAAUCCUGAAAAUGAUGUUACAAUAAAGCAAUUAGCAGAGUUGAUGAUAGAGGUUUAUGCAGAUGUAACUAAACAGCCUGCCUCCAAGUUUACAACCAUUGAUGUAAGCUCAAACAAUUUCUACGGUCCAGGAUAUGAUGACAGCGAUAAGCGGAUCCCUGACAUUACAAUUAUCAACAGAGAGCUUGGUUGGAAGCCUGCAAUGCGCCUUCGUACUAUUCUAAAACUGUGCCUUGACCACGCGAUAGAUGAGUAUAAGUCGGCAAUUAAGAAUGAAUGUGACAGUCUGUUGGAGUUUCACACUGGUUAUGAAUAUUUCUCUGGUUCUGAAUAA
Pistacia vera is the source of this 1197-nucleotide messenger RNA. Its product is annotated as UDP-D-apiose/UDP-D-xylose synthase 2-like. The transcript has 9 exons. The record is from RefSeq and is a predicted model, not a curated record. Bases 1 to 1197 code for a protein of 398 amino acids. Lineage: Eukaryota; Viridiplantae; Streptophyta; Magnoliopsida; Sapindales; Anacardiaceae.